AUGAUAGCAUUUGAAGACCUGGCUGUGUACUUUACCUGGGAGAAAUGGCAGAACAUAAACCAAGCUCAGAAAAUCCUGUACAGGGAUGUGAUGCUGGAGACCUACAGCAGCCUGUUCUCCCUGGGGCACUGCAUGACCAAACCUGACUUGAUCUUCAAGUUGGAGCAAGGAGCAGAGCCCUGGAUGGGGGAAGAAUGCCUACAUCAGAGCCUUCCAGUUGCCAUGAAACUGGAUGAACUAAUUAAGACCAACCAGAAAAGUCUGGAGAAAAAUCUGAAUCAGGAUGUUAUGAAAAACAAUAAGACAUUAACUUCCAAGGGAGUUGAAUUCAGAAAAUCCUUAAUUUAAGUAUAAG
Oryctolagus cuniculus (rabbit) is the source of this 355-nucleotide messenger RNA. Lineage: Eukaryota; Metazoa; Chordata; Mammalia; Lagomorpha; Leporidae. The record is from RefSeq and is a predicted model, not a curated record.